AUGUGUCAAUUUAGGUCAAAUUUAUUUGAACUUCCACUUGAUUCAAUCUUAGGUUAUUAUAUUCAACAAUAUAGAAACAUUAGUUAUCAAGCGUCUAUUGUACAAGUCAGUGUAGUUUUAACGAUGAUCAUAAUUAUAUCUGGAAUAAUCGAUAGUAUUCUAUCAAUAAUCACAUUUAGAAAUAAAGAACUUCGAAAAACUAGUUAUGGUCUUUAUUUAUUAAGUUCAUCAAUAGUUACGUUACUUGUUAUGAUUAUUUCUGCAUUGAAAUUUUGGAUACUUAUCAUUGCACAAAUAACAAAUAUAACAAAUGAAUUAUUCUUAUAUAUUCAAUGUAUAUCAAUAGAUUUUCUUCUACGAAUUUGUCUUAGUAUGAAUCAAUGUUUAAAUGCAUGUAUUGCUAUUGAAAGAACAAUAAAGACAAUCAAACGAGCGAGUUUUAAUCCAGAAAAUAGUGCACAAAAUACCUAA
Rotaria sp. Silwood2 is the source of this 471-nucleotide messenger RNA. Lineage: Eukaryota; Metazoa; Rotifera; Eurotatoria; Philodinida; Philodinidae. The record is from the annotation of a GenBank genome assembly.